Molecule: messenger RNA, 1677 nt
Organism: Drosophila rhopaloa
Lineage: Eukaryota; Metazoa; Arthropoda; Insecta; Diptera; Drosophilidae
Exons: 2
Coding region: 1-1677 (558 amino acids)
Source: RefSeq, a predicted model, not a curated record
AUGUCGUCGAGCUACACGUGCCUGUUCCGCGUCUUAUUUCUGAUUAUAUUCCUGAAGUUGCUCUUUCUUUUGGUGCUUUAUUGGCACAGCUACGACGGCGUUUCUCGUAUUCACAGGCGUCCGCAAGUGAAUAUCUUUGAUGAGUUGCUGGUAGAUCGACGGAAAGUGCCCUCUCUGAAGCAGCGUUUGGAGUGGAUUCGUGAGGAGAUGCCCUCGUUUCCGCUGGAAGAACUCCUGGCUAGGGAGAAUAUGCGUUUACCUUCAGUGGACUGUGGACCUGCGCCCGAUAUGAUGAACAUUGAUUUCCACAACACCUAUUGGCAAAAGGCUACUAAUGGGAACCUCACAUAUUACCUAUUUGCAGCCUAUUACGAUGAAAGGGAAACGGUGCCCGAGGCACCUUUAGUUCGUCUUUUAGCUAUGAUAAAUCAGCACGAGGACGAUUCUUUUCAGUAUCCCGAAAUCUUCUGCCAAUUUUGGUUCGAUGGCAGAGCUAAGCCAGUGAUUAUUCCCGUUUCGGAGCACAAGGUAAUGUGGCCAUUUGGUCAUUCGCCUCGACGUUAUUACCCAACAUUUUUGAGCUGUCCUCUGACGGAGGGUCGUCAUAAAUGGGGGGUGCCAAAGAUGGUUUCCUUGGUGGCCAAAAAAUGCGAUAUGGCUAGGAACCUCCUAAGAGUCGUUUACGAAACGGACGAGUCAGCAAAGGCAGUACCAAAAAAGACUACUUCCUCCUUAUCCACUAGUCCCAAAUUUGUGGUAUGUGUGAAGGCCAUGGAUUUUCCGUAUGAAGAUAAGUCUUGGCGUUUGAUCGAGUGGUUGGAACUGAUGCGUUUGUUGGGCGCCCACAAAGUGGUGCUCUAUGAUGCCCAGAUGCACCAAAAUAUGACUAGGGUGGUCAAGGACUAUUUGGUCACGAGUCCUGGCUUUGUGGAGCUGCGUCCAAUGUCCUUGGGCAGGGGAGAACCGCAUGCUCGGCCUCAUUUCCAUCACUAUGCGAUGAUGGCAGAUAGUUUCAAUCGUAUUCUGAACGAGAUAAUACCCUACAACGAUUGUUUCUACCGCAAUAUGUACAAGUAUGACUACGUGGGUGUGUUUGAUAUUGACGAGGUGAUAAUGCCCCUCGGAAAUCGCACCACUUGGCCGGAGCUAGUGAAGCUGGCCCGAGUUGUCCCUGACUAUGAGAGUCGCACUCCUCCGAAUUGUACUGAAUGGGUGAGCUUCUGUUUCCGCAAUGUUUACUACCCAAGGUAUCCGGAACGUCCGAAGGUCUACAGGAAUCUGUCGAGCUCUUUUUAUAUGCUGCAGCACGUGGAGCGAGUGCGGCAGCAUUGCAAUCGAGAGGACGCAGCAAAGUGUCUGCAUGACACGCGUUUUGCCAUUGGAUUACACAACCACUUCACCCUCUUCCACACCGAGCAAUCUGCAUGUGCCGCUAAAUCUGUGCCUAUCGAAUUUGCCCAAAUGCAGCACUACCGGGAACCCGACUUAGAGUCCCAGCUGUUGGAUCCCAUUGUGGAUGCCAGUAUCUGGCGAUUUCAGCCCCAUCUGCAGGCAAGAGUUGAGGACCGAUUUCGUAGAUUAGGAUUCCUGCCCAGUGAUCAGCAGUUGGCAGAGACUCUAGAACAGCGUCGAAGGCGGGAUGAACUGCAAUUGAAGAAUGCAGUGGUGAAAGCCUAA